This is a messenger RNA of Parnassius mnemosyne (clouded apollo), 246 nucleotides long. The record is from the annotation of a GenBank genome assembly. NCBI's taxonomy places the organism in Eukaryota, Metazoa, Arthropoda, Insecta, Lepidoptera, Papilionidae.
UUGAUAAACGAUACUCUGGUGACCAAUCGAUGGAAGAAAAUCCAUUCAGAUUCAAUCGAAAAGAAGAAGUUUUAUACGGUGCCAAGAUGGACGAACAAGUGUUAUCGCACUCGCUUAGUCGCAAAGUUUUCUUUCAUCCGGCGCCGCUACAAGUAUUCAAUACUUAGUAGUAUGUGUGGUCUAUGCUAUAAGAAUUUAGUGUUAGUUUCAAAAGCCACCAUUCUGUGUUAUUUUAGAUUUCUUUAA